Messenger RNA from Tuber melanosporum (Perigord truffle), 3068 nucleotides. RefSeq lists its product as uncharacterized. The transcript has 5 exons. Gene Ontology annotation, biological process: regulation of DNA-templated transcription; DNA-templated transcription. Gene Ontology annotation, cellular component: nucleus. Bases 101 to 2872 code for a protein of 923 amino acids. NCBI's taxonomy places the organism in Eukaryota, Fungi, Ascomycota, Pezizomycetes, Pezizales, Tuberaceae. The record is from RefSeq and is a predicted model, not a curated record. Gene Ontology annotation, molecular function: DNA-binding transcription factor activity, RNA polymerase II-specific; zinc ion binding; DNA binding.
AACCCCUUCACCUGACCCCGUCUCAACAUUUCCCCCCCAUAUACGGAGGAAAGCAAACAAUACCGACAUCGGAAAGUCCUGAGAUUUUCCAAACUUGAUCAUGGCGCCGACACCACCUUCCUCUAGUGGUCACUCUCCUCAGGAUGCUAACACUCAAAGCUCAAAGGAGUUUAGGGUUGUCAAGAAGCGCAAUCGUGUACCCCUCUCAUGCGCUCCCUGUCGUAAUAGAAAAUUGAAAUGUAAUCGCUCACACCCCUGUGAAAAUUGUACUCGCCGUGGAGACCCCUCGACCUGUACUUACGCGUCAACUCCCAAUGGCCCCAGCCGCGCCCGGAAGCAAUCAGCUGGGUCGAAUGGAUUUUCCUCAGAUGAGAUGCAGUCACGAAUCGACCGCCUGGAGGGGCUGGUCCUAAGGUUGAUGGGUUCGGGUGGCAAUCAUGUUUCUUCGCCACCGGACCGGGAAACAUCAGCGAGCACUGAUGACGGAACAAAUAAGAACAAGUGCUGCGAUGACGAUGAUGAUGUCGGAAUGGGUAGUGUCCAUGGGGACGAGAAGCGUCGGGGUGAAGGAGAAAGCGAUGAAGAUGUGGAAGAGGUGCGAAGUGCCUUGGGAAUCAUGAAGGUGGACCAGGGAAAGAGUUACUAUAGGGGUGAAACCCACUGGGCAGCAAUUUUAUCGGAGAUAUCUGAAGUUAAAAACUUCUUCAAUGAAGUAAAACAAAAUUGGGAGGAAAAAUUAGCACACAUGAAGGCCAAGAAUGCGGGCCCCAACAAGCUCGACCGCACAGGAUUCCCGUUUAGCGCUGGAAAACUUCCCAGCAGACAAGAGCUUUUGUCAUUAGUGCCACGUCGAGAGUUGGUUGAUCUAUUGGUAGAUGGUUUCUUUAGGAACUAUGAUCCUAUAUUUCAUGUCCUUCACCGGCCCACAUUUUACAAACAAUACGAAGACUUUUGGCGGGAUCCGACUCAGGUUGAUCUCAUUUGGUUAGGACUUUUGAUGGCGAUAAUGUGCCUCUCAUUGAAAAUCUACCAUUAUUCAGGGGAAGAGCCUCCUGAAAUAUCUGGCAAAACGCAAGAGAUGUCGUACGCAUUUAGGCUAGCAACUGAGCAGUGUUUGAUUGUGGGGGAGUUUACUAAAAAGAUGUAUAUUCAUACUGUACAGGCUUUGAUUCUAGUGUGCACAUGGCAGACUAGUAAGGACCACGUCGACGAAUCAUGGCUAUUUCAGGGUCUACUGGUCCGGAUUGCGAUGUGUAUGGGGCUUCAUCGCGAUCCAAUGCAAUUUGGAUCUACCAUCACACCCAGCGAGGCGGAAAUUCGGAGAAGGAUAUGGACAAUGAUCUGCUGUAUGGACGUUCUUGAGUCAAUCAAGAUUGGAUUACCAUCCAUGAUAAGGCAGGAGGAAUGCGACACACGUUUGCCGAUGAAUCUUCACGAUGAUGAGGUUGGCGAAGGGGUUGAUGUUCUGCCACCGGAAAGGCCAAGAGAGGAGCUUACCGGCGUCUCGUACAUGAUCGCCAAGGCAUCUAUGUCUAAAGUGUACUCUCGCAUAGUGGCUCAGACCAGUUCGCUUGAGCCUAGGCCCGCGUACGACCAAAUUCUCAAGAUGGAUGCCGAGAUUCGAGAAAUGCAUGCUGCGGUCCCUCCCUUUUUGCGACUGAAACCUACGGAAGAAUGCAAAGAUGAUCCGGCAUGGCUGAUCAUCCAGCGCUACAACCUAGAUCUCAUUGCCCACAAGGCCUUGGCUACAUUGCACAGGCCAUAUGCAGCCAGAGCAGAGCAUAAUCCACGGUAUGAGGGGAGUCGGCAGAAGUGCGUGGAGGCUGCUCUAGUGUUAUUACGACAUCAAGCCGAGAUAAUACUGGAUACACAGAGCACCCUGAAGCAUGCAAGAUGGUUUACAGAGGGCCUUGGAUGUCAUGACUUUUUGCACGCUGCAAUGAUAAUAUGCCUAGACCUCAGCACUCAAUGCAGGAUAGCGAGGGAUCGAAGUAAAACUCAAGGGGAACAAGGCUUCCUGCUAGGUGCUAGGGAAAGAGCCGAGCAAUACAACGUUCUCGAAAAAGCCCGACUCAUCUACGAAAAGCAACGGGAUACAAGCAUAGAUGCCACCAAGGCCUACGGCGUCCUAACCGUGAUGCUUGACAAGAUCCGUGGGGGCCCCGGCUACUUCGACUUCUCACUCGGAUGUCCAAUCGAGGCACGCAAAGCCGUCGAGAAAAACGGAGCCGCCCCAACGCCCCAAGGCUCCAUACCCCCCAUCACUGGUGGCACACCGGUCUUCGCAACACCCUCGCCAUCCUCUUCAGAAGCACCUCAAGCACCUCCCAAUCCAGCAAAAAGCGAUACAGCCGCGAUGUCUUUAGGCCUUGUCGGCCAGAGUGUGCUAUCGCCCAACGCCGCCGCGGCAGUGCUCUACAGCGCCAGGACACCGGGAGGCCACAACGUAAUCAUGGAUGACGCGAGCAAUACUGAAUAUGGCGCAUCACCGAGCGAGAGUUCAAGCAUGUCGCAAUUUUGGCCGCAGAGUGGAGUAGAUAUACCAAGCGGCCUGGACUGGAACGAAUGGGACAACUUCAUGCAAGGUAUAAACCUUGAUUCAAACCAAAGUCCCGCAUGGCCAAUGAUGACCGCACUCCCAGGCCCACCCCAGCAACCGCUACUCAAUCCAGACGGCACGUACCGAGUUUCCCCAUCAUCCGCCGCCACCCCAACAAACACGGCACCAGCUAGCACAUCAACCGCUCCAGGUGAUGCGACAGGAGGGGGAGGUGGGGGGGGGGGCCAAGUGCCCGCUGGAUCAGGCCUGCCAACGAGCACGACGGGAUAUUUUGUCACGGAAGGGAUGGAUAUUGGGUCGUUGCUGAAAUGAUAUGACUCUCCGUGCAAAGGAACGGAGGUGAUAUGUAUUGCUAGGGCAGCACUAGGGUUACUGUGUGAUUUUACCAGGAGAGUCGGAAGGCAAUGGGGGGGUUCAUUAUCUCCUGUAACUACUUAACUCUAUUGUAAUCUGGGUAUUCAAGGGAUGCUGGGGGGCAGCGGGAGUUAAUAAAUAAAUACUCAACUCU